This is a messenger RNA of Stegastes partitus (bicolor damselfish), 879 nucleotides long. It is a transcript of the gene mrps18b, whose product is annotated as mitochondrial ribosomal protein S18B. Gene Ontology annotation, molecular function: structural constituent of ribosome. The transcript is spliced from 10 exons. Gene Ontology annotation, cellular component: ribosome; mitochondrion. Gene Ontology annotation, biological process: mitochondrial translation. Lineage: Eukaryota; Metazoa; Chordata; Actinopteri; Pomacentridae. The record is from RefSeq and is a predicted model, not a curated record. Bases 27 to 761 code for a protein of 244 amino acids.
GAAAGAGGGACUUGGAUGUUUAAAAAAUGGCUGCCUCUAUCCGGCUCAUCGUGAAGCCUUUGUGCCGUCUGUCGCCUUCUACUUCACAUGCUUUUCGUCAGUAUCAGGUCUGUCAACGGCUGCUGCCUGUGAGGACAUGCACUUCACUUUUUAAACAUCCAAGUCGCUCUUUCUGCGAGGGAGCGUCCCUGCAGGAUGAGGCUGCUGCUCAGGCUGCAGAGACCCGAUCCCGGUACAUGGACAGACCCUGGGAUUACCUGGAGAGUGAAGAGUACAUUGAGAAGUAUGGGAGCAAUCCGGUGUGGGCAGGGUACAGGAGGAACCACAAAGGAGGCAUCCCCCCACAGAAGACACGCAAGACCUGCAUUAGAGGAGACAAGAUAUGUGGAAAUCCCUGUCCGAUCUGUCGGGAUUCAAACGUUGUGAUCCACUAUCAGAACAUAAAGCUCCUGCAGCAGUUCAUCAGUCCCCACACUGGAAUGGUGUUUGAUCCCACUAGAACCGGUGUGUGUAUGAAACAGCACAAGAAGCUAAACGAGGCCAUCAACACAGCACGAGACCACGGCUUACUUCCUUUUCAGAUUCCAUAUGUGGAGUUUUUAGGAGAGAACUACUCUAACUCCCAUGAUGCCGUGGGGUCCACACCACCUUCCCCAUGCCUAACCACUGGUGACGCCUGGUAUAAAUGGUACGGGGAGAUUACACCUGAUGAGAAUGAAGUUUCUAAAGUUAGGACGACAUACAAGGCAUUCUUAAAGUAACAAGAACUAAACCGCUGGUCAGGAGUUCUUCGUUUUGCUGUACAUUUGUGUCGUUCUGUGUUUUCAUAUUAUACAUGUAUGCAGAUGAAAAAUGCUCAAUAAAAACCACAUGAUGAAA